UAUUUUUUUUUUUUUGGCUUUCUUUUUUCACUCGACUUCCUUGAUUGUUCUUCUCCGUUUCACUUUUGUUUGCUCUCGCUUCAUUUUUGUUUGAUUUUUUCACGGUUUGCACUGACAUUGGAGGACGAAAAGAAAUCCUUAUGGGAUUUUGAACCGGGCCUAAUUGGCAAUUUUGAUUUGGCUUAAAGGAGCAAAAUUUGAUUCCUUGUCGAGGAGAAGAUUGGAUUUUUACCCAUUGCUCUUUCCUAUGAUCCUAGGUUUUGUUCUCUGCGAUAUCGAUUUUGAGGAUAUAAGUAGUUCUAGUGGUGUACAGCUUGUAGAAGAUUGGAUUUUUAUCUGUUUAUUAUUUUUGGUCGAUAUUCCAUUUGUCUGUGCAAGUGGUUUGUUUGUUCAAGAACUUGUUUUUGACUUUUCGAAAGUUUUAAGGAUUUACCUUUUUAUUGGACAUAUUAGUCUUUCAAUUGACUUUGCUACCAUCUAACUUCAUUCAGGCGCAGAAGAUUUGUGGAAGAACUAGUACUUUGUAGCAAUGGGGGAAGAGGUUCCUGAGUCUAUGAUGAACAGUUCGGUUGAGAAAUUGUCUGUUGCUUAUGACUCUGAGUCAGCUGGCUAUCGGACCUCUACCAACUUUGGUGAUAAGAUGUAUGUAGUUGAAGGAUCUGAGUAUAGAGGAAAGUCGUCUGUAAAUGUUACAAUUUUUGACCACUUAACAAGAUCAUGGAUAAUCCCGACUGUUCUUGGUCUGAAGCCUGUCCACGUGGGAGGCCACUCGGCUGUUCUUCUCAACAAUGAUAGGAUAUCGAUUGUUAAGAAGGAUUCCAUGUUGGAUGAUAGCAUCUGGUUUCUUGAGGUCGAUACCCCUUUUGUUAAGGAGCAAAAGAAGGUACUUGGCAGUGAGGUAGUUGCAUGGAGUAAGGGUGUCAUUGGCAAUGCACCAAAACCAAUUGUUAUCAGUGGUCCUUCUGGCGUUGGCAAAGGCACUUUGAUAAGCAAACUUAUGAAGGAAUUUCCAACAAUGUAUGGAUUUUCAGUGAGCCACACUACUCGAGCACCAAGAGAGAGAGAAUUAGAUGGAGUUCACUACCAUUUCACAGAUCGGAUCAGUAUGGAGAAGGAUAUAAGAGAUGGGAAAUUUUUGGAGUUUGCUUCAGUUCAUGAAAAUCUUUAUGGGACAAGCAUUGAGGCAGUUGAAGUUGUUACAGAUUCUGGGAAGAGAUGCAUUCUUGACAUUGAUGUUCAAGGUGCUAGAUCAGUGAGGGCAAGCUCCCUUGAUGCAAUCUUUGUCUUUAUCUGUCCUCCGUCAUUUGAAGAGCUAGAGAAGCGGUUACGAGCACGUGCAACAGAGGCUGAGGAGCAGAUUCAGAAGCGACUAAGAAAUGCCAGGGCAGAGCUUGAUGAAGCAAAAUCUCCUGGUCUUUUUGAUCAUGUCUUGGUGAACGAUGAACUAGAAUUAUGCUAUGACAAUCUUAAGAAAUUAAUUGCUUCAGAUGAAAUAGCUAAUCCAUUACAUCGAUCAACCAUGAAGAACUUGAAGGUUCUUGUGUCUGAUGUAGAAGUUAAGACAGAUAAAACAUUCCUUCUCCACUGUGAUGAUAAUGAUCAGUUGUUGCUAGACAUAUCUUAUCUUAAAGGAGGUGCGCCCGGACGAACAAGAGGACUCGACGUGUAUCCUAUUGAGCCAUUGGGUGAUGCUGUGAAUGGUAGCACACAACUUUAGCAUCCCAUCUCUGAACCAACCGACAGAAGAUAUUCGUGCCAGCGCUGGCUUAGUUUUCAAUUGAUUAUUCAACAGGAUCAUUUUUAUUCAUACUUAUUACACUCAGAUUAGUUUGCAUCACAGUGCAAUUUAGAUGAUGUUAAGAGUAUUUUGCUGUUUUCCUUGGAGUGAAGAGUGUAGUGCUGUUGUGAGCCCUGCUUUACUAAAUUCUAAUUCUAUGAACCUACUUUGUCCUCAAUUCAUCAGAGAUAAAAGUGAAGGGGAUAACUAAUUUUGUUCCCAUUUCUGUCUGA
Messenger RNA from Zingiber officinale, 2010 nucleotides. Its product is annotated as guanylate kinase 1-like. Gene Ontology annotation, biological process: purine nucleotide metabolic process. Gene Ontology annotation, cellular component: cytosol. Bases 530 to 1717 code for a protein of 395 amino acids. NCBI's taxonomy places the organism in Eukaryota, Viridiplantae, Streptophyta, Magnoliopsida, Zingiberales, Zingiberaceae. Gene Ontology annotation, molecular function: protein binding; GMP kinase activity. The record is from RefSeq and is a predicted model, not a curated record. The transcript is spliced from 10 exons.